AUGAAUUCCCCUUAUAAAUAUCCUUACAUAUCAGAACCAACACCUGAUGUCUCAAUCAAUUAAGGGUUUGAUUUACUCUGGAGAUAACAUUCUUUAAAAAUAUUUUGUGCCAUCACUAAAUUUAUUUUGAAACUAAAAACAGCUGCUGAACGCUAUCGAUUUAAAACUGUUACAUAUAGAAUACACGAAAUUAUUGGAGACUAAUCAUCCAAUUAUGAUUUUUAUUAAGACAAAAACUUAGUCUUUUCAAAAAUUUCAUUAUCUCAAUCAAUAAUUAAAUACUUCAAUUCUAUAAUGCCACAAAUUUAAAUUGGAGUUAUUUAACCUGACAGUAAACUUAAGUUACUAUUGGAUUGCUGCAUUUUAGUUUUUGUAAUUAUCAACAUAUUUUAUAUUCCUAUGGAAUUAUCAUUUAAAAUCGAUUACAACUAAGAGGUAGAUUUUUUUUUUAGUACUUUACCUAGUUACAUAUUCCUAUUGGAAAUAUUACUUAAUUUUAAUACAGCUUACUAUUCAGAGGGCAUGAUACAUGAAAGUAGAAAAAUGAUAUUUAAGCAUUAUAUUAAAGGAGAUUUCAUUAAGGAUAUAAUAGUUGUCAUACCCUUUCUCAUAUCAUAGUAUAAUAUUCCAUAUAUCAAUUUUGUCCUCCUACUAAGAGUGACGAGAGUGACUAAGAUGGUUGAGCAAAUUGAGGAAAUCACAUUAAUAAGAGAAAAAUUUGCUGCUCCUUUAGAUAUAAUAAAACUCAUGUUUUUUAUGAUCUUUGUGUCCCAUAUUUUUGGGUGUGCUUGGCAUUAUGUUGGUCAGUAUGAAAUUACAUAAGAAAUAGAUAAUUGUUGGUUAAUUAAGUAUAAUUUAGAUAAUUCUGAUUGGGCCACCAGGUACGUAGCAUCUCUAUAUCUUGCUACUGUUACAGCCUUUACUGUAGGUUAUGGUGACAUAGUACCAUAGACAACAUAUGAGCAAGCAUUUUUGAUAUUUAUGGUACUUGUUACAUCUUUAAUUUUUGGAUAUACGAUAUCAUCGAUCUAAACUAUAUUUGGGUAAUUAAGAGAGAAAACAGAUUUGCAUAGGAAUAAUAUGGCAAAAGUAAAUUCAUAUAUGAAAAAGCAUAAAUUGAAUCCUUUAUUGUAAAUGAAAGUAAGAAAAUAUUUAGACUACUUUAUUGAUGUGGAUGACAGCCCAGAGCAAUUAUUAGAUAAAUUGAAUGAUGACUUGAAAUUAGAACUAAAGUCAAAUAUAUAUGUUUAAGUGAUGAAGACCUGCUCAAUUUUUUCUAGAUUUUCUGAUUAAACAUUAAAAUAGUUAAGUAAGGUAGUGAAAUCUCAAACUUAUAUACCUGGUUCAAUAAUUUUCUCAUAAGGAGAGUUUAUCAAUACUGCAUGCUUUAUCAUAAAAGGUGUUGUUGAGUUCAAUAUCAACAAAGUCUCAAUUGCAACCUAAUACAAAGGAUCAUUAGGAUCAAAAGAAUUUAUUUCAUCAGAACAAGCACACUACCAUGCCAAAGCUACUCAAUUUACAGAAGUGGCAUAUAUAACUUAGUAAGAAUUUUUCAAUGUUCUCAAAUCAGAUCAAAGCAGUUAUGAACAAUAUUGCAGUUUAAGGGAUGAUAUAAUAUUUAAUCUGAUACCAAUUUAAUGUUUGAUUUGUAGACGCACUCAUGAACUAAUGAAUUGUCCUAUUGUGUUUUAUAAGCCUCCAUAAUUAAAGAUAGCAUAGGACAAGAGUUUAAAUGUGAUUUUGGAUAGAUUUCCUCAAUCUAGGAAAAAGCAAUUGAAAUCUAAGGCUAUUACUAGGAUUUAAGAAACAAUUGAGUAUGCUUUAGAAGCUGCUUUUGACUAUGGAAUUAUUCAGGAAGAAGUGAACGAGGAUUUCCUAAUGAGGUGUGGAUAUAAAGAGAAAAAAUAGGGACAAGUCAAUCCUAGUCAUAGUUCUCAGAUUGAGACUGGGAAACAAUAGAUGGAUUUGUUGAAGCCUCCGAAGAUGUAUAAGAAGAUAUUUCAGUCGAGUGAAUAUAAUUAAUCAGAAUAUGCUUAAAAUGAUGAUGAGAAAUAAUUGGAGUAGAUUCAUAAGGAAUUUUUAACAUUCAAAAAGGAGGAUAUUGAAGGGAUUGACAAAAAUGAGGAGUUGGUAUGUUAUAGAAAAAAGGAGAAUUUGAGUAACAUCCUUAACUGUUUAAAAGGGAAUAAAUACAAAUUAGAAAAUACUAGAAUAACUCGAAUGAAAACUUAUAAGUUUAAAUCAUUUCUCAAGUUUGGGGUUAAGUGA
Paramecium tetraurelia is the source of this 2268-nucleotide messenger RNA. RefSeq lists its product as uncharacterized. Gene Ontology annotation, biological process: regulation of membrane potential; potassium ion transmembrane transport. NCBI's taxonomy places the organism in Eukaryota, Ciliophora, Oligohymenophorea, Peniculida, Parameciidae. Gene Ontology annotation, molecular function: voltage-gated potassium channel activity. The record is from RefSeq and is a predicted model, not a curated record. The transcript has a single exon. Gene Ontology annotation, cellular component: membrane.